Molecule: messenger RNA, 1299 nt
Organism: Esox lucius (northern pike)
Lineage: Eukaryota; Metazoa; Chordata; Actinopteri; Esociformes; Esocidae
Gene: ebp
Product: EBP cholestenol delta-isomerase
Exons: 5
Coding region: 240-950 (236 amino acids)
Biological process (GO): cholesterol biosynthetic process
Cellular component (GO): endoplasmic reticulum; membrane
Molecular function (GO): C-8 sterol isomerase activity; steroid Delta-isomerase activity; cholestenol delta-isomerase activity
Source: RefSeq, a predicted model, not a curated record
UUGAAUCCUAAUUCAAUUUGCUAAUACAGGCGUCGUAUGCUUGAAUGAUCCCGUUCACAGUGAUUGGAGUAAAAACAGUGGAUAGCUUGGUGGGUGGCAUCUGUUGGCAGAUGUAUCUGGUAUUUCAGACCGGAUCUUCCAAUAGUAAAGAAUUGGAACUGUAGGUGUGAGUUCAUCUAGUUCUUGGUUUCUCCAUUCGUCUUCAGUAGCUAGCAGUCUGCAUCAUCUUAACCUCAAAGAUGGCAAAGGGUCACAUCCGAACCACUGGCUUCUCCCACCCCUAUUGGCCAAGGAACCUGUCCAUACCAGACUAUGUGGCCAACGAUAGGUCGAUGCAUGAGAUCCUAUCCUUCCUUUUUUCAGUGUCUGGUCUCUUUCUGUUGUCCACAUGGGUCCUGACGGGGCGGGAGUGGGCCAGGGAUGGCCGGGGUCAGGAGUUUGGGGUGUCCAGGCGUCUGUCAAUUUGCUGGUUCGCUGUCUGUGGGUUCAUACACGGGGUCAUUGAAGGAUGGUUUUCACUUUACUAUGACAUUAUCCCCUCAGACCAGAGCUUCCUGUCCCAGCUGUGGAAAGAGUACUCCAAGGGAGAUAGCAGAUAUGUCAUAGCGGAUAACUUCACUGUGUGUAUGGAGACAGUAACAGCAUGGUUCUGGGGACCGCUCAGCUUGUUGACAGUUUUUGCUUUUCUGGCUAACAAACCAUACCGCUUUAUCCUGCAGCUCAUCGUGUCUCUGGGCCAGCUGUAUGGGGCAGUGUUGUAUUUCUACACAGAGCAUCGUGAUGGUUACCGCCACAGUGAACUGGGUCAUCUGCUCUAUUUCUGGUUCUAUUUUGUUUUCAUGAAUGUCCUCUGGAUCAUAAUUCCUCUGGUGUUAAUACUGGAUGCAUGGAGACAUCUGCAGCAGGCCCAGACACACACUGACCGGGCCCUGAAGGAGAAGACCCACUGAUAAGAGGAGGAAGAAAGAUACUGUAUGUGUGGAAGGAGGGAAGGAAGUAAACGAUAACAUAGAACUAGCUAGCUGGAUAAAGAAAGCAGGAUAUUUUAGUGAUGUUUUUUCUACGAUGAUAGAUGUUCUUUAAUGUGUGAAACUAGGAAGAUCUUAGCCAAACUGCUCCCUCAGUAUGUAGAUAAAUAUUUGGGACCCAUAAUGGGUUAUAAUACUUGGUCAACAACAGCAUGUUGAUAGACACUGAAAUGUUAUGUAUAUGUGGAUAGUAAAAAAAAAAAUCCAUAAUGUAAUGAAAUUAUGAAAGGUGCCUUUCCUUUUUCUAAAUCUAAUAAAAAAUGAAAAGACA